Tremella mesenterica DSM 1558 is the source of this 561-nucleotide messenger RNA. RefSeq lists its product as uncharacterized. The transcript has 2 exons. The coding region runs from base 1 to 561 and encodes 186 amino acids. The record is from RefSeq and is a predicted model, not a curated record. Lineage: Eukaryota; Fungi; Basidiomycota; Tremellomycetes; Tremellales; Tremellaceae.
AUGUCCGAAGAUGAUACUCAAGCAACAGUUAAUUCAGUUUCUUCCUCUUCUUCUUCCUCUGCGCACCUCGAACACUUGUCAACAGUGGAACUUACCCUGAGAAGUAUCAGAGAGCUUACUUACUUUACUCGUCCGAGUGCAUUAUCAAUGCCAUUGUCAAAUGAAGAAAAGAGCCUUCUCGAUGAGAUUGACAAGCCCGGGAAGUGGUGGGGGAUAGGAGAAGGCGAUAAUUUCAAGAUCACCUCUCACCAUCAACCACUUCAACCUGACGUCUUGGAACUCUUGGAACGACACAUACUCGAAUUGGCAUCAAAACUCCAAGGACCUUUGUCUCAAAUCACAAUAACUCCAAAUUCCACAUUGUCGCCGGAUGAAGGUGUUGCAAUGUAUCAAUUUGGUGAAUUGACUGACGCUAGAGAGGACCUUCUGAGUUUGGGAGGUAUAAGUGUUGAAGGAGACAAUAAUCAGCAGACACACGGGCAAAGUCAGCCAGAAGAGGAAACCGAUGCAGUCAUUACCCAGGAGAUGGAACCUCAUCGGUAUCACAACCGCUCAGAAUAA